AUGGUAGGAACCACUGCUGAGCCUGUAGAGGGCAGGACAGAUGGUCAGUGUCAGCACCGCUGGCAGAAGGUUCUGAACCCUGAGCUGGUGAAAGGCCCGUGGACAAAGGAGGAGGAUCAGAAGGUGAUCGAUCUGGUCCAUAAGUACGGUCCGAAGCGCUGGUCUGUGAUCGCCAAACACCUGCAGGGUCGCAUCGGGAAGCAGUGCAGAGAGCGCUGGCACAACCACCUGAACCCCGAGGUGAAGAAGUCCUCCUGGACUCAGGAAGAAGAUCGGAUUAUCUAUGAAGCUCACAAACGCCUCGGGAACCGCUGGGCCGAGAUCUCCAAGCUGCUGCCUGGAAGGACGGAUAACUCCAUCAAGAACCACUGGAACUCCACCAUGAGGAGGAAGGUGGAGUUUGAAGGAUAUCUGCAAGACGGCAGCAGGGCUUUAAGCUCCUCUCAGGGGAAGAGACGCCCUCUCAGAGCCCCCCAGCAGGCAGAGCCCCCCCACUGUGAACAG
Notothenia coriiceps (black rockcod) is the source of this 504-nucleotide messenger RNA. Its product is annotated as transcriptional activator Myb-like. Gene Ontology annotation, cellular component: nucleus. The annotation marks the transcript as partial. Gene Ontology annotation, molecular function: DNA-binding transcription factor activity, RNA polymerase II-specific; RNA polymerase II cis-regulatory region sequence-specific DNA binding. NCBI's taxonomy places the organism in Eukaryota, Metazoa, Chordata, Actinopteri, Perciformes, Nototheniidae. Gene Ontology annotation, biological process: regulation of DNA-templated transcription. The transcript is spliced from 4 exons. The record is from RefSeq and is a predicted model, not a curated record.